AUGGCUGAGAAGGACACGCGCGUCUCUGCUGAGCAGGAGCGAAAGCUCGAGGGCGGAGAGGCCGCCGCCCCGCCGCCAGCCAAGCCAGAGGCCCCCAGGAACGAUAUCCACCCGGCUCUCUACAUCGCGUACGGCAGUCCGCCCGUCCACAAACACCGCGAGAUGCUGACGACCAUCGCAGUCUGUGGAUCGGAUUGAGUGGAAGUGUCAUUCUGUUCAACAAGUGGGUGCUGCAUACCGCCAAAUUCCGUGAGUUUUCCCCCCCCCCCAUGUCACGAGAUGUAGCAACGCGCAAGCUGACUUUGAUCCUUAGAAUUUCGUAUGUUCGACAGCACCAUCGAUCGACUGAAUGAUAUUUCAUCUGACAUGAUAAAAUCUAGCUCUCUUCUUGACCACAUGGCACAUGGUCUUCGCGACGCUGGCGACGCAAGGUCUCGCCAAAUUCACCACCGUCCUCGACUCUCGCCACAAGGUCCCCAUGAACACCCAGACCUACACCAGAGCCAUCGUACCCAUCGGUCUCUUCUUCUCCUUCAGCUUGAUCUGCGGUAACAUCGCCUACCUCUACCUUUCCGUCUCCUUCAUCCAGAUGCUCAAGGCUUCCAACGCCGUCGCCACUCUCGUUGCAACCUGGGCCUUCGGCAUCUCCCCUCCCGACAUGAAGAAGCUGGCCAACGUCUCCGCCAUCAUGGUCGGAGUCAUCAUCGCUUCGUACGGAGAGAUCAAGUUUGUCUUGGUGGGUUUCCUCAUCCAGAUGGCCGGUAUCGUCUUCGAGGCUGUUCGCUUGGUCAUGGUUCAGCGAAUCUUGAGCUCCCCUGAAUUCAAGAUGGACCCACUUGUGUCCCUCUACUACUACGCUCCAGCAUGUGCUGCCAUCAACGCCAUCCCGACCAUCCUCUUCGAGCUGCCCAAGAUGCAAAUGGCCGACAUCUACAACCUCGGUCUCAUCACUCUCAUUGCCAACGCUGCCGUUGCCUUUAUGUUGAACGUUUCCGUCGUCUUCUUGGUAUGUGCAGUGCCAAGCCCCUCACUCAAUCCUCUUUCACUGACCUCUCUCCAGAUUGGCAAGACCUCCGCCGUCGUUCUCACGCUUUCCGGUGUGUUCAAGGACAUCCUACUGGUCGUUGCCUCCAUGGUCAUCUUCGGCGACCCGGUCUCGGGACUCCAAGUUUUCGGUUACGCCAUUGCUCUCGGUGGUCUGGUCUACUACAAGCUCGGAGCGGACGGCGUCAAGAACUUCGCCCGCGAUGCUCAGCUUUCUCUCGGGCAAAUGCGCCAGAACAACCCGGCCCGCACGAAAGCCCUGAUUGCAGGCGCUGGAAUCACCGUUGUCGUCAUUGUUCUCCUUAUGUUCUGGCCCCAGCUUCCGGCAGGAUACACGUCCGCCACGUCUGCAUUCGGCAGCUAA
Molecule: messenger RNA, 1408 nt
Organism: Lecanosticta acicola
Lineage: Eukaryota; Fungi; Ascomycota; Dothideomycetes; Mycosphaerellales; Mycosphaerellaceae
Source: the annotation of a GenBank genome assembly